Molecule: messenger RNA, 489 nt
Organism: Eimeria necatrix
Lineage: Eukaryota; Apicomplexa; Conoidasida; Eucoccidiorida; Eimeriidae
Exons: 3
Coding region: 1-489 (162 amino acids)
Source: RefSeq, a predicted model, not a curated record
AUGAGCCGCGACCAGCAGCUGCAAACUUCCUGCACUUCUGUUUAUAAUGAUUACAAACUUUGUCUCAGCAGCUCCAACAGAAACCCGCAAAAGUGCCAAGACUUUCUUCCUUCCCUCCGCUCUUGCGAGAAAAGUUUGAAAGUCUCUUACUGCAUCAACGAGACCCAAAAUUUGAUGAACUGCGCGAGGAAACCCGACCGCAACGUCUGCGCCAAAGAAUUCAUCUUGAUGAGAGAAUGCAACAGACCCGGGGGCCCCCAGUUGUUAAUAACAAAUGAGGGCAGGGGGGCCCCCCGUUAUGAGAUUAACCCAAGUCAUUUGCCCCUUUUUAACUCCAUUUCCGCGGACUUGGGGCCCGCGGAGGCCCCCAAGAGAGACAGAAAACGCAUGCAGUCUCUUAUUCAAGAAAUGAAAAAAGAAUUUAAUGCAAAAGCCUUCGACUUCGUUCCCUACAAGUUCGAGUCCUUUCGCCCCAACCCCGGCAAGUGA